UCGCGCGAGUCGCACCGCCGCCGCCGCACCGGUCCGCUCACCGCACUCACGGCGCGCGUAAAAAGUUUUCAGUCACACUUCGAAACUUGCGAACGGUCACCGAUAUACCAAACACAUGCCGAAUACUCUCUAAUACUCGUAUCGUCAUGUUUGUGCUGCUGUUCCCUUAAUUUGACUGUGAUUUCUUUAGUUUUCCAUAAAUUUAAGAAAACUAAGUUGCGAAUAUCACUUUAACAAUAAAAAGUUUAUUAACACGACUCAACGAAAAGUUGAAGAUCAGAGGAAUCUGAUAAAACAAAGUGCGAACGUCUUUGGUAAAAGGAGAAUAAGUUGUUAUUUAAGUUGCAAAGAUUAUGCCCUGGGCCGAUGGGAUGUUCAAGCGGUGACGGCGUGUGGACACCUGGCGCGCUGGGCUCGGAGGCGAUCAACUUGAUGCUGCUGCAGGGCGAGGCGCGCGAGCGGCCGCGCCAAGGGCCCGCGAUGGACGAGGACUGCUCCGCGCGCCCCUGUGCCACUGACUUCUCCAUAGCCGCCAUCAUGGCCAGAGACAGGCAGGAGAGAAGGGAACGACGAAGACACAGGGAUCCUAGAGAGGAUACUUUAACCCCUUUAGAGAAAUUCGUGGAUGCGACGGCAUCAGCAUCAGGAUCCCCGUCACCGCCGCUCGCGGAGUUCGAGCGAGACUCCCCAGUAGACGUAUCUUCCACGUCAGAGGCGGGCUCGGCGAGCGGCGCGGCGAGUGGCUCCCGGGCCCUGUCUCCCCCGCCACGGAACCCUCAGCUGGUCGAGCGGUGGUCCAGCGAGGAGAUGAGGCAUAUACAGUGCCAUCUAGAGACCAAGGAGCUCUGGGACAAGUUUAAUGAGCUCGGCACUGAGAUGAUCAUUACCAAGACUGGAAGGCGCAUGUUUCCGACGGUGCGCGUGUCGUUCGCGGGGUGCAGGCCGGAGGCGCGGUACGCGGUGUUGUUGGACGUGGUGCCGGUGGACGGCAAGCGCUACCGGUACGCGUACCACCGCUCCUCGUGGCUGGUGGCCGGCAAGGCCGACCCGCCCGCGCCCGCGCGUCUCUACCCGCACCCGGACUCGCCCUUCUCCGGCGACCAGCUCAGGAAGCAGGUCGUCUCCUUCGAGAAGGUCAAGCUCACCAACAACGAAAUGGAUAAGAAUGGACAGCUGGUAUUGAAUUCGAUGCAUAAAUACCAACCGCGAAUCCACUUGGUACUGAGGCGGGAGGGCGCCAUCAACGCGCCUAUCACCGACCUGGACCAAGAGGAUUUCAAGACGUUCAUAUUUCCCGAGUGCGUGUUUACCGCGGUGACGGCCUAUCAGAACCAGCUCAUUACGAAACUAAAAAUAGACAGUAAUCCAUUUGCAAAGGGUUUCCGCGACUCUUCACGUCUCACUGAAUUUGAAAGAUUCUAUAUCACGGGAGAACACGACAGAACAUCAGUCUUCCCCGAUGAGGCGCGCUUCAGUGCCGCCAAUCAUAGGGAGACUAUGGAAUCGAUGCUGGCGGAGCAACACUAUCUGCGCUCGCCUCUACGACCGUUCGACUUGGAUCAACACAAUAAUAACUUGACACUGGAGGAAAAGGCUAUUCUGGCGGCGCGCUCGCAACUAUUUCUUCGCGCUGCGUACCCUUUGUACGGAGUGCCGGCGGCGGCGCUAUGGGGGCAGUGGGCGUGCCUGGCGCCGCAGCUCCUUGCGCAGCAGCACCUCGCGGCGUCAGGCUCGGGACUACAGCUGCCGCGGCCGGUAUACCCGGGCGCUCUUGGAGCAGCGCCGAGUCCGCUCGCACAGCAUCGCUUCUCGCCAUAUCCUCCUCGACGGGCCUCGCCAGGCUCAUCACCGGACUCACUGCGCGACUCGAGUCCGCAUCCGAUGCCACUGGCGCCGCACCCCUCGCACACCCCGCACCCGCCCCACAGCCCCACUUAGUGAUGAAGCUGCGAAUAAAAUCCACCCUGAUAUCUCCCUGUAAUAAAGUGCGUCACUGUACGAGAGUGUUUAUAUGGAAUGUUUGUAAAAGGCAAUCCAGAAUUGCGUCGGCGUUCCGUUUAUAGUAGACAAUUAUUUUACGCAUUAUAAAGUGAAACUAAAAUGGAGAAACUGAACGGCAGUGCGAAUGUAAAGAACUCACCCGGCCGCGGGACCAUGUCGAAUCGAGAAAUAUAUUGCGCGGGCAAUGUUUGUAUUAUAUUGUAAAGUGAUAUUUAAUAAUUUUAAUUUAUAUGUAUAAUUAUUAUUGUUAUAUGUUCCUAAUAGUUUCAUCUCGUAGCGAUGGUCUCAGCUAAAUUCGUGUUAUUAGAGGUACAUGCAUAGGUCUAGUGAAUUAGCAUAAUUGCAUUGGAAACGUUUCAUGAGUGUUUAUUAUUUUAUAUUCGAUCGACCGAAUUGUUAAGGGAUUAUUUGUGGUAGGUUUGGUCGAGCUGUUCUAGUACUAAAAGGUAAAUUAUAAUAUGAUGGCCUUACACAAUUGUUUCAAAUGAAUGUAUUAUGUUCAACAUGGCUGAAUACAAAUUUCUAUUAGAUAAAAUGUGCAAUACAAAUGGAAAACAAAUAAUGACUUAAAUUUUAUAAUAAGAUUAGAUGCAUUGAUAUUAAAAUGUAGAAAUAUAUUUGCUGUGUAAUUUUAUAAUAAUUUCAAAGUCCGAGACAGAUGGACGAAUAUGUAUGUAGAUGUAUCACAUAGUUACUUCGUAGUUAAAUUAUAGUUAUUAUAAAUAAUAUAUUGAUGAAGAAUAAGAAUUAAAUGUUUGUUAACGCA
Molecule: messenger RNA, 2767 nt
Organism: Manduca sexta (tobacco hornworm)
Lineage: Eukaryota; Metazoa; Arthropoda; Insecta; Lepidoptera; Sphingidae
Product: T-box transcription factor TBX20
Exons: 7
Coding region: 367-1938 (523 amino acids)
Biological process (GO): positive regulation of DNA-templated transcription; regulation of transcription by RNA polymerase II; cell fate specification
Cellular component (GO): nucleus
Molecular function (GO): RNA polymerase II cis-regulatory region sequence-specific DNA binding; DNA-binding transcription factor activity, RNA polymerase II-specific
Source: RefSeq, a predicted model, not a curated record